UGUCGGCGCUGAUCGUUGUUGAUUUUUCAUAUCCAGUCAGUCUUGCGCAACCUCCCGGACUGAAAACCAUCUAUAAGACUACGUCAGAAGUGUCUUUUAACCGACUGCUCGAGAAGAAAGCUGAGACAAUAUGUUAAACUAAGGAUGCCCCACAGACUGUUCAUUUGAUACCCACCGUUACAUAGGACAAGUACUCUUCACAUUAUGGGAAGCAAAGUGAGUUCAAGACGCAAUAGUCAGUCUUCCGAAGGAAGGAAGAAGCGGCGCGAAUCCCAUGGGAGAGAUUCCCUUACUCCGAUGGAUGAGAGUGGAGCUCAUGGCCGAUAUUCAAGUGCUCCUUCCAGCCGUUCCACAAGCCAACCAGCUAGUAGAGAUGUCACGCCCAAAGGAUCUCCCAGGCCUCGAACAGCCAAACGUGUUCUUGAAGAAGGAAACCAAAGUCAAUCCAGACCUGAACUUGACCUAAUGAUCAGCUACAGUCACAGUGAUAAAGUCAUGAUGAACAAACUGAAAGAUGCUUUAGAAAGGAAUGGGUUAAAGGUGUGGGUGGACGUGGUAGGGCUAGGCGUUGGUGUGGACUUUCUAAGUAAGAUAGGACAGGCCAUCAUUGAUUCCAAGUUGUUCCUCUCACUGUUGAGUGAGAAGUCUGUGGAGAGUAAGUACUGUCAGGAUGAACUGGCGUUGGCAUACAUCUCCAACAAACCCAUCAUACCUGUGGGACUGGCAGACAGGAAGACUCUCAUAUCCUUGAUGGACACAGGAAUGCGUCUCCAGCUAGCCGGGUUUCGUUGGAACAUGUUUCUGGAUGAAGCUGAGUUUGACGAGGACUUUAAGCGGUUGCUAGGGGUGAUCCAGGAUGCUCUGGAGAAACUCAACACUGAGGAAGAGACGGAGAAAGCUGAGAGAGAGACUAAGGAAAAGGACCAGGCUGACAAAGAGAAACCUCCAUUGAAGAGACAAACCACAAGAUACCAGUUCUACACCAAGUCUAAUGCAUUAGCGGAGCGAGUGGAACUGACGCAGAGCCAGGAACAGAUGCCAGACAAAUUCUGGCAACAGCACUUUGGACAAAAACAAAAUGUGGAUUACAAUGAAUUUGUUGACCGUGUCCGGGAAGAGUACCGAGCAGAGCUGGAUGAGAUGUACAGUGAAUCAGACCAACUCUGGCUCAUGAAUUUGGUCCGCAGGGAAAUGGAGGUGGAGGAAGACAAUCUGUUACUGAAAGACUAUUUCAUCAGUUUCUGCACUGUUGACGGAAUGCUGUGCCCCUUGUGGGUCCGUCUGGAGGAUCAGGCAAGGGAGAGUUACGCCAUGAGGGAGGUGUUUGACAUGGAGUCUUCUGUGAGGGUUGAGGCCAUUGAAAACUUGAGUAAAUUCAAGAGUCUGGCUGUGAUAGAUGCGUUGAAAGAUCUGCUGGAUGACCAUGAGCCCAACGUGAGAACCGUGGCCGCUGUGUCGCUGGCCAAGACGGGGGCACAGGACAAACAGACACUGAAGAAGCUGAUGAAGACGCUGAAUGACAAGGAUCGUCUGGUACGGGAGGCUGGAUGCAUCGCCCUGGGGAGAUUGAAGGCGGAGCAUGCUGUCCCAAGACUCGUCCAUAUUUGGCGUAAUGAUGUGAUAUCGUCUGUACGUGAUGCGGCAGGACUGGCUCUAGAACAGAUUGGGGGACCCCAGGCCGAGAAAGCAAUGCAGAUUACCAAGAUAUUAGCUGAAGAGAUUCGUAUGUUAGCUCAGUCAUCCUAAACGUGUCUGAGGUGAAUACAAAGGUCACAUGAAAAGAGCAUGAUCUGACAACUUCAGUGUGAUUCUCUAUGUAUAUUUUUUAGAUGUUUUCCAUGAAUAUUGAGAGUAAUUCAGCGCUCAGUAACCUUCUGACCAAUUGUGAGUAAAGUUCUAGUUUGUCCUAUGGAUAAAUGUAAGAAUAGAGUUGAUAUGUUAACUGGCCAUGUGACUUUCUGGUUUGGAGUUGUAUUUGUUAAAUAUUGAAGAAAAAAAAAAAAAGAAGUUUUACAUUUUGUAAAAGAAAGUUUUACAAAUGAGGGUACAUGUUAUAUUCAGUGCAGUC
Messenger RNA from Liolophura sinensis, 2068 nucleotides. RefSeq lists its product as uncharacterized. The transcript has 10 exons. NCBI's taxonomy places the organism in Eukaryota, Metazoa, Mollusca, Polyplacophora, Chitonida, Chitonidae. The coding region runs from base 205 to 1746 and encodes 513 amino acids. Gene Ontology annotation, biological process: signal transduction. Gene Ontology annotation, molecular function: oxidoreductase activity. The record is from RefSeq and is a predicted model, not a curated record.